Orbicella faveolata is the source of this 812-nucleotide messenger RNA. Its product is annotated as calcineurin-binding protein cabin-1-like. Gene Ontology annotation, cellular component: nucleus. Gene Ontology annotation, biological process: chromatin organization. The record is from RefSeq and is a predicted model, not a curated record. Gene Ontology annotation, molecular function: nucleosome binding; protein binding. NCBI's taxonomy places the organism in Eukaryota, Metazoa, Cnidaria, Anthozoa, Scleractinia, Merulinidae.
AUGAUUCUACCAGGCGACACUCGGAGAGCGAGGAACGAGUUGCUGGACACGGGUGACGCGGUUUUAGCGCCAAAUUCAAAAGCUUUGAGACACAACAUAUUUCAUCUUAUGUAUCAGCAAAGAAUAGAUAUGAAAGAUAUUUUACGGAAAAGCGAUGUUGAAUCGAGGAGACAGGAUCAGACACAGCUAUACAGCGCGUCUGAUAGUAGUUUGGAAUGUAUCCCUCUGUAUUUUUUCAGCCACUUGGCAGAAGAGUUGAUCUGGAGGGAUAUUACAAAGCUAUUGUUGCACCACCAGACAUUUCUAUGUCCUACAGACCAUCUGUUGUUAAAGUACCAGAUUAUUCAAGCUCAAGUUUUUCUACUGAAGGUUUUUCAGUGUACAAGAAUGUGCAGACAGGUGACAGUGAUGAAAAGAGUAAAAGAGGACCAAAAAGAAAGAAGCCUCCUCCAAGUGCUAUUGAAAAUGAUUUCCUUCCCAAGAGAAGAUCAGCGAGGACCAAGUGUGAGUGCAGAUGAUGACAGUAGUCAAGAUAGUCUUGCUGAUGGAUCACAGUUUAGUCAAAGAAGUAGCCAGUCACAGAAUUCAGAAGGGAAACCUGGAGAAGGCAUUUCUGCAGGUGCAGAUGGAAACACUUAUGAGAAAAUCACUGGUGAAGCAGAAACACUGGACAUUCUCACCUUUGUCAAAGAACACAUGGAAAAUGGGGGAAUCAUUGACUUGAUGAAUCAGUAUGGAAUAUGUCUUGCAGCUCAAAAUAAAAAGACUUGGUAAGUAAAAAAAAACUUUUCUUCAAUCCUUUGUACUUCCUC